Molecule: messenger RNA, 2012 nt
Organism: Molossus molossus (Pallas's mastiff bat)
Lineage: Eukaryota; Metazoa; Chordata; Mammalia; Chiroptera; Molossidae
Gene: LBR
Product: lamin B receptor
Exons: 14
Coding region: 105-1997 (630 amino acids)
Biological process (GO): sterol biosynthetic process
Cellular component (GO): nuclear inner membrane
Molecular function (GO): oxidoreductase activity, acting on the CH-CH group of donors, NAD or NADP as acceptor
Source: RefSeq, a predicted model, not a curated record
GCGGGGCAGCGUCGCGCGCGCGGAACAGCCGCAGGUUAGCAGGUCGGCGACUCUCGCGGAGUCGUCUGUGUCUCCGCGGGAACCCGGUGCAGACAGUUUCGAAAAUGCCAAGUAGGAAAUUUGCCGAUGGCGAAGUGGUGAGAGGUCGGUGGCCUGGGAGUUCACUUUAUUUUGAAGUAGAAGUUCUGAGCCAUGACAGCAAAUCCCAGCUUUACACCGUGAAAUACAAAGAUGGGACUGAACUUGAAUUGAAAGAGAGCGAUAUCAAGCCUUUAACUUCCUUUAAGCAAAGGAAAAGUGGCUCAACUUCCAGUUCUCCCUCCCGACGCCGAGGGAGCCGAGGGAGCCGAGGGAGCCGAGGGAGCCGGUCAAGAUCACGCUCCCGAUCCCCUGGCCGACCACGUAAAAGUUCCAGCCAGAGUUCCCGGCGAUCUGCCUCUGCUUCGCACAACGUUGACAUUAAGGAGAUGAGGAAGGAAGUGUUGGAAGUGAAAUUGACUCCAUUGGUAUUGAAACCAUUUGGAAAUAGCAUCACCAGGUACAAUGGGGAGCCUGAACACAGAGAGCGGAAUGCCAUACCUCACAAAAACACGCAGGAACAAUUCCCUUUGUCACAAGAAAGUAGUUAUAUAUCUACACAGUAUAGCCUUCGUCCAAGAAGAGAAGAGAUCAAAUUAAAAGAAAUAGAUUCUGAGGAAGAAAACAUUGUUCUGAAAGGAACUACACUGUCGAGAACGUUGGAAGUUACUGCCACACAGACGAAGGACUUAGAGUUUGGAGGAGUACCUGGUGUGUUUCUUAUCAUGCUUGGCCUGCCUGCCUUCCUCUUCCUGUUGCUGUUGCUGUGUAGACAGAGAGAGCCCAGUCUUCUGAAUUUCCCGCCUCCUUUGCCAGCUUUGUAUGAUCUAUGGGAAACCAGAGUGUUUGGGGUCUACCUCCUCUGGUUUUUUGUUCAGGCUCUGUUCUACUUACUGCCAAUCGGGAAGGUUGUAGAAGGAACACCUCUUACUGAUGGAAGAAGACUCAAGUAUAGAUUAAAUGGAUUCUACGCCUUCCUCUUGACGUCUGCCGCCGUCGGAGCCUGUCUCUUCUGGGGCGUGGAGCUGUACUACGUGUACCGUCACUUCCUCCAGCUGGCUCUGGCGGCCCUGGUGUUUUCCGUGGGCUUGAGCGUGUAUCUGUACGUGCGGGCUCUGCGCGUGCCCCGGGCCGAACUGGCGCCCGCCAGCUCUGGAAAUGCCAUCUAUGAUUUCUAUAUUGGCCGUGAAUUAAAUCCUCGGAUUGGUACUUUUGAUCUCAAAUACUUUUGUGAACUGCGCCCCGGAUUGAUCGGAUGGGUGGUCAUUAACUUGGUGAUGCUUUUGGCUGAGAUGAAGUUACAGAAUCGUGCUACUCCAUCCUUGGCAAUGGUUUUGGUUAACAGUUUCCAGCUCUUAUACGUGGUGGACGCACUCUGGAACGAGGAAGCAGUGUUGACCACCAUGGACAUUAUCCAUGACGGGUUUGGGUUCAUGCUGGCUUUUGGAGAUUUGGUGUGGGUUCCCUUCAUCUACAGCUUCCAAGCUUUUUAUUUAGUCCAUCAUCCAAAUGAAGUGUCUUGGCUGGCGGCUUCUCUAAUUGUUGCUGUGAAACUUUGUGGAUAUGUAAUCUUCCGAUGCGCAAAUGCUCAGAAAAAUGCAUUCCGGAAAAACCCCACUGAUCCAAGGCUUGCACAUUUAAAAACCAUUCAUACUUCAACGGGAAAAAGUCUUCUGGUUUCUGGAUGGUGGGGCCUUGUUCGCCACCCCAAUUACUUGGGUGAUCUCAUCAUGGCCCUGGCGUGGUCCCUCCCAUGUGGUUUUAACCACAUUCUGCCGUACUUCUACGUGAUCUACUUCACCGCGCUGCUGGUGCACCGCGAGGCCCGGGACGAGCGCCAGUGCCGGAGGAAGUACGGUGCGGCCUGGGCCGAGUACUGCCGGCGCGUGCCCUACCGCAUCGUGCCCGGCGUGUACUGACCGGCUGAGUACUGC